AUGGCCUCCCUCCGCUCCACGUCGCGGCUCUUCGCUGCGUCGCGGCCACUCUUCCGGCCUGCUACCUUCGCUCGCUCCUACGCGACCGUCGAGACUGGUACUUCCGCCGAGCCCCCGGCCAAGAUGAAGUCCUUCAAGAUCUACCGUUGGAACCCGGAUACGCCGAGCGAGAAGCCGACCAUGCAGACCUACAACCUCGACCUGAACAAGACCGGCCCCAUGAUGCUCGACGCCCUCAUUCGGAUAAAGAACGAGCAAGAUCCCACCCUCACCUUCCGCCGCUCCUGCCGUGAGGGUAUCUGCGGUAGCUGCGCCAUGAACAUUGACGGUGUCAACACCCUGGCCUGCCUGUGCCGUAUCCCUACCGACACCAAGACCGAGUCUCGCAUCUACCCUCUGCCUCACACCUACGUCGUCAAGGAUCUCGUACCGGAUAUGACCCUUUUCUACAAGCAAUACAAGUCCAUCAAGCCCUACCUCCAGCGCGAUACCCCCAGCCCUGACGGUCUUGAGAACCGUCAAAGUCCCGAGGAGCGCAAGAAGCUCGACGGUCUCUACGAAUGUAUUCUCUGCGCCUGCUGCUCGACCUCCUGCCCCUCAUACUGGUGGAACAGCGAGGAGUACCUGGGCCCCGCCAUCCUGCUCCAGUCCUACCGCUGGCUGGCCGAUUCCCGUGAUGAGCGCACCGCCGAGCGCAAGGCCGCCCUCGACAACAGCAUGAGCGUCUACCGUUGCCACACCAUUCUCAACUGCACACGGACUUGUCCCAAGGGCCUGAACCCUGGUCUUGCGAUCGCCGAGACCAAGAAGAUGCUGGCGAAAUAA
Penicillium waksmanii is the source of this 825-nucleotide messenger RNA. It is a transcript of the gene sdh2, whose product is annotated as succinate dehydrogenase iron-sulfur protein subunit SDH2. Gene Ontology annotation, molecular function: 2 iron, 2 sulfur cluster binding; electron transfer activity. The coding region runs from base 1 to 825 and encodes 274 amino acids. The record is from RefSeq and is a predicted model, not a curated record. Gene Ontology annotation, cellular component: mitochondrial membrane. Lineage: Eukaryota; Fungi; Ascomycota; Eurotiomycetes; Eurotiales; Aspergillaceae. Gene Ontology annotation, biological process: tricarboxylic acid cycle; respiratory electron transport chain; aerobic respiration. The transcript is spliced from 3 exons.